Homalodisca vitripennis (glassy-winged sharpshooter) is the source of this 744-nucleotide messenger RNA. RefSeq names its product venom serine carboxypeptidase-like. Gene Ontology annotation, biological process: proteolysis. The coding region runs from base 1 to 744 and encodes 247 amino acids. The transcript has a single exon. Lineage: Eukaryota; Metazoa; Arthropoda; Insecta; Hemiptera; Cicadellidae. The record is from RefSeq and is a predicted model, not a curated record. Gene Ontology annotation, molecular function: serine-type carboxypeptidase activity.
AUGCUAACCUAUAAAUGUGACAUCGUUUGUGUUAUCCAGUUUCUGUCAGCGAUAUCUUUGUUUAAGGCUGUCGUUGGAUAUGAUUAUUACUACGACCAAAAGCCUCUAUUUUUGACACCUUACUUGAAGGCUGGCAACAUCACGCAGGCCCAGCAACUUGCCCAGACCAAUGUCGGUGGUAGGAUCAGCUACAGUGGCUACUUCACCACAGAUGAGGAUUGCGGCAACCAUUUAUUCCAGUGGUUCUUCCCUGCAGAUAACGACUCUGAUUCGGCACCCAUGAUUCUGUGGCUGAACGGCGGUCCCGGUAGUACAUCCAUGUACGGCCUCUUCACAGAAAUCGGCCCUUGGAACCAUUUGAAGUCUUCCGGGUUCGUGGAAAACAAGUUCGCCUGGACGAAAGACCACAAUGUUUUGUUCACUGACCAGCCGGUGGGCACUGGCUUUAGUUUCACCGAAAAAGACUGUUACCCUACCAACAUCACGGAGGUAACGAGAAACAUGUACACUGCACUGGUUCAGUUCUUUCAAAUGUUCCCGAAUUUACAGAAGAAAAGGUUUUUCAUCGCCGGGGAAUCGUUUGCCAGCCAUUAUAACCUUGAACUGGCCGUUAAGAUUCACAAAGAAAACCAAGUUGGGGACCAAUUUGAAAAUCAAUUUGGUAGGAAUCCUUGUUGGGAACGGAAUUUUGGAUCUGGGCUGCAACGACGCAUCGGAUCUGUUGUACGAGCUGGGCAUCAUUGA